Messenger RNA from Bufo bufo (common toad), 5870 nucleotides. It is a transcript of the gene TTYH3, whose product is annotated as tweety family member 3. Gene Ontology annotation, molecular function: intracellularly calcium-gated chloride channel activity; volume-sensitive chloride channel activity. Gene Ontology annotation, cellular component: plasma membrane. Bases 268 to 1836 code for a protein of 522 amino acids. The transcript has 14 exons. Lineage: Eukaryota; Metazoa; Chordata; Amphibia; Anura; Bufonidae. The record is from RefSeq and is a predicted model, not a curated record.
CCAGACCGGGGAGAGGAGGGGGGACCCGAGCACAAGCAGACUCAGGGAACAAAGAGCUGGAUCUGGGGAGCAGCGCUGGGACCGUGACACCGGGGGCCGCCCGGAGCAGCGCCGGUAGCCGGGCUCUGGAUGAGGAUGCGCGGGGCACACCCCCGGGGACGCUGCGGGGAAUAGUCCGGAGAACGGGGGAGAAUGGACGGGAGGCGGCGAGCCUGAGCGGAGAGCGGUCCCCCCGGUACAUCCCCGGCCCGGCUCUCGGCUCCUGACAUGGCGGCCGCCAUCAGCUACAGCCCGCCCUGGUGGGUGACCCUGCUGCACCGGCUGCCGCACCUCAGCCUCAAAUGGGAGCUCAUCAGCGGGGACUUCAAGCCGGAGGACGGCGAGUACCAGCAGUCUCUGAUGCUCCUGAGCUGUGUGGCCCUCGCCUGCCUCGCCCUCGACCUUCUCUUCCUGCUCUUCUACUCCUUUUGGUUCUGCUGCCGCCAUCGUAAGACGGAAGAAAACACGAAUGCGGAUUGCUGCUGUACCGCGUGGUGUGUCAUCAUCGCGACCCUCGUGUGCAGUGCCGGCAUCGCUGUUGGUUUCUAUGGCAAUGGCGAGACCAGCGACGGCAUUCACAGAGUGACAUAUUCGCUGAGACAUGUCAACCGCACCGUGGCAGGAAUCCAGGAUCGGGUGUCGGAAACCACCAUAGCGCUAAACCAAACUGUGGAACCAAAUCUACUAGAACUGGAAGCCAUGUUUACAAAGCAGACUGAUUACCUGCACAUUGUGCAGAAGCUUCAGGGUCUCCUAUACACACUAGUGCAACAAACCUCCGACAUCCCCUUCUGGAAAAACCAAGACCUGUCAAUGGACGACCUGGCCGAACAGGUGGAUCUGUAUGACUGGUACAGGUGGUUGGGGUACCUGGGCCUGCUCCUUUUCCACGUCUUCAUAUGCUUGUUGGUGCUAUUCGGCCUUAUACGGAACUCAAAGGCCAUCCUGGCCGGUGUGUGCUUCCUCGGGGUCCUGGCACUGAUCGUUAGUUGGGCAUCCAUGGGCCUGGAGCUGGCGGUGGCUGUGGGCUCCAGUGACUUUUGUGUGGAACCGGACAAAUUUGUCUCCAAGGUGGUGCAAGAGAAAUCUGUCCUGAAUGCAGAAAUUUUAAACUACUAUCUGUUCUGCAACCCAGCAUCUGCUAACCCUUUUCAGCAGAUGUUGUCGAGCGGCCACAAAGCCCUGGUGGAGAUGCAGGACGACGUUCUGGAUCUCUUGCGGUCCGCAGUUAAAGAUUACCCCAGGUCCAUGGAUAAACUGACCAACAUACAAGGAGUCCUUAACGCCACGGAGAUCAACCUGCAGCAUCUGACGGCUCUGGUGGAUUGCCGCGGAUUACAUUUGGAUUAUGUGCAGGCUCUCACCGGUUUCUGCUACGAUGGCGUAGAGGGGCUCAUCUACCUGGUACUUUUCUCCUUUGUCACUGCCCUGAUGUUCAGCUCUAUAGUUUGCAGUGUGCCCCAUACCUGGCAGCAGAGGAGGGGCAGUUAUGAAGAUGGGGACGAGGAGGCCACAACACCAGGGACACGACAGACUCAUGACAACCUCUACAGGGUGCACAUGCCAAGUUUGUACAGCUGUGGGAGCAGCUACGGCAGCGAGACGAGUAUCCCAGCGGCCGCACAUACCGUGAGCAACGCUCCUGUGACAGAGUACAUGAGUCAGAAUGCCAACUUCCAAAAUCCCCGCUGUGAAAACACUCCUCUGAUUGGCCGUGAGUCACCUCCUCCUUCAUACACGUCAAGCAUGAGAGCAAAGUAUCUGGCUACUAACCGCCCAGAAUCGGAAGCUCGUUAAACAAGCGGGUGAUCCAGACGUCUACAGACAGAUGUCCUCCUGCCAUAGCCCCCCGAAAUCCCACUGUGUGGUUCAAUGUGUCUACAAAAAAAAAAAUGUUGGCAUCCCUAGACACCCCUCCCUGUACUUCUUGCCUCCUGUCCACGGGAAGAACAAAGGAGACCGUUGCAUGGAAUGACAAGUUUCUUGGGAUGUCCCUCCGUAAUGGCUGACCUCAAUGAGGAGCUCAUCUCAUGUCUUCAGUCCGGGGAUCAUAACCUCAUAACCAUUUCUGUCGAGAGCUUGCUCCUUCCUGGGGUCUUUUAUUUCUCAAUGUUUUCUCUUCAUUUUGCCUUUCAAAAGGAAUUUUUAUUUUUAUUUUUCUUAACCCAUGAGGUGCAGUUUUAUUAUUUAACAUGGUAUGUCGCGUUUUAUUUUGUAUUCUUUUUACAUCGUCUGCGUACACCAUUCUUUUUAAUGACCCCCAUGCGUACUUUGCCAGUGUUUUUUUUUGUUUUUUUUUUCAGUAUUAUUUGUAACCUUUUGGAAACCACUUUAUAUUAAAUUUAUACUAAAAAUGCACUAAACCAUUCGCCGGGUCGGCAGCAAUUUUAUGACACCACUGACCAGAGUUUCUGUGCACAUUCCAUAUUGUAAAUUGCAUGUCGUGUUGGUCUCGUCAUGAGGCGCUUUACUGCAUUUUGUCCCUCCGUCUGCGGUUCAAUGCGCUGUGAUAUAGUCUGCUUUGGUUUAAAUGACUGGAAAUUUGCCAACCUAAACCACAACGCCAUUGACUUAUUGCUUACGCAUCAUCCGGUUCGUAUCUCAUACCUGUACCCAAGCUGCUUCUCUUCUCAAGCUCCCCUUAGUGCUUUCUGUAGGGUGUUUAGGUUGAAUAGAAACCUCUGAGUGACCCACCCUUUCCUUCCGUGAAGUUGUCUCACAUGCCAUACAAGAGAUCCCUCUCCGUCCUUCACAGACUUGUUGUAGGAUCUCCUUACACAGGCUACAAGCAUGGAAACUGUAAAGAUUAGGACCAGUCGAGGAUAAAACUAUACAGAAUUUGGGAGGGUGCAGUAGUACAGAUUUUUGGUUGGCAGCAAAUAUUUUGAUGAGAUGUGAGCGCCGUAUACCUCCACUAAUGCUGUUGUGAAGAGGUAACCACUAGACUUUUAUAGGGCCACCUACCCAGUCUUGCCUUUUACCCCCUUUUUUUGCCAAUUGUGUUUAACAGAGCAGCUAAAACCUACCCAAGACCACUAUGUCCUCGAAGAGAAACUUCAUUUUUAUCUGUUGAUUGUGGUUAAUCUACUUGGCACUGCUAUACUUGUGAUUUACUACUAAUGGAUAGACAGUAGAUGCAAUCCAUAAACAUCAUGGAAAAUGACCGGGACCUGAUGGAAGACGGGGGGGAUGUCUAUACACAAUACAAUAGACACAUUUACUCCUUUCCCUAUAGCCUACAUUGUAUAAAUUGUUGGUAUGUCCUAUCUUUCCCCUCCCUACCCCAGUCACUCCCAAAACGGGUGUACUUAUAAAUGCCAUAUUGGAGUCCUACUUUAUUUUACCAGCUCGGAUUUAUUGUUUUUUGUCCAUUGAUUCUACUUUUACAAAUACAUUUGCGUUAUUUAUUUACUUUCCCGAUCUUACGGACAUGAGAUUCGAUUCAGGGGGGACAUAUUGUGACAGCCAGAUCUCAAGAAAAAAAAUAUAUAUAUCACCGCCUACCAUCAAGAUGUCUACAACUGGAGAAUUCCAACUUCUAUCACUGGUGCUAAAGCUAUUGAGCUUGAUCAUCCAUUGUGUCUAUCGGCUUGCCGGAAAGCUUUGCGGAAUAGUACUGGGAUUGUUGUGGUUGUUGUACAGAGAUCUCCUCAACCUUGUAACAGGAUGUGAUAUGUACAUCGUCAACGUACCGCACCUCACUUAUACCAUGGACUUGUGCCAUUUGUUUUUGGAGAAAACUCUGAGGACUCCUUUGCAUACUAUAAAUAUAAUAUCCACCAAUCUCAAGAAAUGAUGAUUUUUAUGUUUUUAGUUGUUUUUUUUGUCAAGUCUUAAUGGCUUGGGCCGCAGGAUAUAAAACGGAGCCAAGUCGGUCCAAAUAAGGCCCUUCUGGACUAAUCUUUCCACUUAAUCGACAUCAUUUAGGAAGCACAAUGCUAUUGUUAUGCACCUGGGUUUUUCGCUUCAUUGUUCUUUUUUAAUUCAUAUCCUUGACUAAAACAGCCGAAAUGGAAAAAAAAAUAACGAGGCUGUUCGAGAACAGACAUCUUUAAAAUGUGAAAUGUAAAUAGCAUGUUUGACUCUGUGUCCCCUGUAAAAGAUUGCCUUGUUAUUGUAAAAGGAAACCAACUCAAGACCUCUUGAGAUUAUUACUGUAGUGUUUGUGUCCUCUUUGUGAUAUUAAUAGGUUCAAUUUGCUUGCCGGUCUUAAGAAAUCUGGGUUUUAGACUGUGGACACCUUCAAAGCAAUUUUUUUUAUUAAUGAUUGCAUUUUACUCAUUUUGGGCUAAAAUCAGUUCAGUUCAGCCGUUUCUGAGCUGCAGGGUUAAAAAUCAGUAUGUUUGCAGGCUCAUGUGUAUCUUCUAUCUCUGAACUCCUGAUAUCAUAAGCAAUUAUGAUGGCUCAAUUCUUAUCAAACCGAUAAGAAUAUGGCUUCAAUAAGUGUUUAGAAGGUCAGGAGAUCAGAGAUAAGAACUACACAUGAGCUAGAAAACAGAAACUGACAGCCUGCAGUAGCUCAGAAAACGGCUGAACAUUUUUAAUAAAGACCAAUUGAAAAAAAGUGUUUGUUUUUUUUUGGUUUGUUUUAGGCUAAAAUGCGUAAAAUCCAAUCAUAAAAAAAAUAUGCCCCUGCAGGUCUACAUGGUCUUUUCAAAGCCAUUUUGGAUCUCGUUAGAUACUUAAAGGGGUUGUCCAGCAUUUUACAAGUGACGACCUAUCUUCAGCACCCCAGCCCACCAGCUAUUCUGUAGUGGUUCCAUUCACUUCAGUGGAAACAGCGCUGCAAUAACAGUCCACUACACAAUGGACAGAGCUGUGUAGUUUCGUCACCAAAACUAAACAACCGGUCAGAGGGGAGUACAGGAUAUCCGACCCCUGCCAAUCGGAUAGUGAUGACUGUAGAAUACUGGACAACCUCUUUGAGAAGAGAUCUGAAUUUGCGUUGACCUCAUCAUUAGUGAUUAGAGAUCUGUGCUCCUUUUGUUUCUGACUGGUUCUCUGAAAAUGGCUCCACACGGUCGGUCUGGAAACUUGCAGAUUUAUAUGCUUUAUGUGGAUCCAUUGGCCGCCUGUCGGAAGCACAGAAGAACAGCGAUCAGCUGAGCUUUUCUUCCCCUUUGUUUUAGUUACCGGUGGUGGUCUCCGCGCUUGGAUCUCCACCAAUUAAAACUUUUUUUACAUGUCAAAAGUAUUUUUAAAUGAUGGGUAUCCUUUUAAGAACCAGUUAUCCGAUGUACAAAUGCCUAAAUUGCCAUAAAAUCGGUAACGGUUAAGUCUGGUUUAGGCUUUGUUCACAUCUUCAUCACCGCAUGCUGCGCUAUUUUGUCCAGUGAGGUGAUGGCCUGGUGGAAACCCAACGGAACUCAUCAUAGUCAGAGGGGUUUGUCAGACGCUGUGUGUGCAGCUGAUCUGUGGCUUCCUUCAUUUUCAUUGUUGAGCAGAACAAGGAAAGUAUUAGCAUCAGUGUGAACAUAGCCUUCUUGGUGAGCUUGCAAAUGUCAUGAUUCAAAGCUAAAGUACCUCCAUAGAAAGUCCUAAGAGCUUCUCUAUGGAGGACCCAACACAUCUCUGCCUUACUUAGACAGGCCAUUGCUUUAAUGGACAAGGUGUAAUGUUACGUAUCUCCUGUGAUGGUGCUGCUGGAAAAUUGAACUCUUUUCAGGUUCCUCAGGAUUGCUGAUCACACAGCAGCAGAACAUCCUGCUAUCAGCCCAUCAUAACUGGAUCUUUCUAAAAAAAAAACUGGAUUGUCCAAAGUUGCCACGUCCUGUUUGUGCAAAACAUUGAGCAACCUACAAAUAUUGCUUCCCUUUCCCAAAAAAAUGUGG